Messenger RNA from Aspergillus piperis CBS 112811, 2140 nucleotides. RefSeq names its product serine/threonine-protein kinase. Gene Ontology annotation, biological process: regulation of mRNA processing; spliceosomal complex assembly; protein phosphorylation. The record is from RefSeq and is a predicted model, not a curated record. The transcript has 6 exons. NCBI's taxonomy places the organism in Eukaryota, Fungi, Ascomycota, Eurotiomycetes, Eurotiales, Aspergillaceae. The coding region runs from base 252 to 2006 and encodes 584 amino acids. Gene Ontology annotation, molecular function: protein kinase activity; ATP binding.
CUAUACUCUUAUCCCCGAUUCCCCCUCCUCAGAUUCGCACAACCAAAAGCCGGCCAAACCAAACCAGUCCAGCGCCAACCCGCCUUCUCCUCCGCUGUCGCCGCCGCCGGCCACCACCAACUGCAUUUACUUACUCCAGCUGAAUCCUGUCGCUACGAGACGCCCGCCAUCCACUCCUUCGGCUCUGCAUCUCCCUUUUUUUGACCCCCAACUUACUUUCCGAUCCGAAUCGGUCGCAAUUCUUUGGCAUCAUGGAUGGGGUUGAUAUCACCAAGGCCGUUCUCAAUAAAGGGAAGCAAAUGGCGAGUAGUGUCGCUGCCUCCGCUACCAAUGGCAAUGGCGGUAAGAAGAGAAGAAAAGGGACCGACUUAAAGCCGAUCGUCACCAACGAAGCCGCCACGCUUGGAGUCGACCCAGCGACCACCACCACCACCACAUCCUCCACCACUACUGAGGGGGUUCCCGCAUACGGCGUCCCACCAUCGCGCUCGUCCUCUUCAUCCUCUGGCGAAGAACUCGAGACCACCGCAGAGGAAGAGGACUCGGAAGACUACUGCAAGGGUGGUUACCACCCGGUCUCCGUCGGUGAAACCUACAACAAUGGUCGAUAUGUGGUCGUGCGCAAGCUAGGGUGGGGUCACUUUUCGACUGUCUGGUUGUCCCGCGAUACCACAACUGGGAAGCAUGUCGCCCUCAAGGUCGUCCGUUCCGCUGCCCACUACACCGAAACCGCCAUCGAUGAAAUCAAGCUGUUGAACCGCAUCGUCCAAGCCAAACCCGCUCACCCCGGUCGCAAACAUGUCGUCAGUCUGCUGGACUCGUUUGAGCACAAGGGCCCCAACGGAGUCCAUGUGUGUAUGGUGUUUGAAGUGCUGGGAGAAAAUUUGCUCGGGUUGAUCAAGCGAUGGAACCACCGCGGUAUUCCCAUGGCCUUGGUGAAACAGAUCACAAAACAAGUGCUGCUUGGAUUGGACUACCUUCAUCGGGAAUGUGGUAUCAUCCACACGGAUCUGAAGCCGGAGAACGUGCUGAUCGAGAUCGGCGACGUGGAGCAGAUCGUGAAGACAUACGUCAAAGAAGAGGCGAAGAAGGAGCAGAAGGAAGACAAUCGCAAUGGUCGGCGACGGCGCCGGACCCUGAUCACUGGGAGUCAACCGCUGCCGAGUCCGCUCAAUACCAGCUUCGACUUCAAGCACAGUUCGCAAAACUCCCACAGCAGUCUUAGUCAGAUGGUCAGCGAGUCGUCUGUGACUCCCAAUGCAGAAAGUACAUCGAUGAAGGAGAUGCUCGGAAUCAAGGACGAUGAUGAGAAGCAGAAGCAACGGGAAAAGACUGCUGAUUUGCUGGAACGGGAGGUAUCGGGCAUUUCGCUCGACAAGUCUCAGUCGAGCGAAGAGCAAGAGCCGGAAUGUGAUAUAAUCUCCGUGAAAAUUGCCGAUUUGGGCAAUGCCUGCUGGGUCGGCCAUCAUUUCACCAACGACAUCCAAACGCGACAGUACCGUUCGCCGGAAGUGAUCCUGGGCUCGAAAUGGGGCGCGAGCACAGACAUUUGGAGUAUGGCUUGCAUGGUAUUCGAACUCAUCACUGGCGACUAUCUUUUCGAUCCGCAAUCAGGUACCAAGUAUGGUAAAGAUGACGAUCACAUCGCGCAGAUCAUUGAGCUUCUGGGACCGUUCCCGAAGUCUCUCUGUCUCUCGGGCAAGUGGUCGCAGGAGAUUUUCAACCGCAAAGGCGAACUGCGCAACAUCCACCGGUUACGCCACUGGGCCCUGCCGGAUGUGCUGCGGGAGAAGUAUCAUUUCUCGGUCGAGGAGAGCAUGCGCAUCAGCGAGUUCCUGCUGCCCAUGCUCGAAGUGUCCCCGGAGCGGCGCGCCAAUGCCGGCGGCAUGGCAUCCCAUGAAUGGAUGCGGGAUACACCCGGUAUGGACGGGAUUGAUCUGGGCAUAACGCCCGGCAGCCGCGGCGAGGGCAUUGACGGAUGGGCGAUGGAAGUGAAACGGAGAUAAACAAAAGUACAUUUAGGCAUGAGGACUCCUGACCACAAGCGUCAGCCGAGUCGGGUGACGAGUUUCCUUGUUUCUGUUACCGUGCGGCGGACCUCUUUAUACUCUACUACCAUUUCUUUUUGGCUGCGUUGGCC